CUGUCUGCACGUUGCCCAUAUGCUCCAAAUUCAGUUUUUCAUUCCUCAUGGAGAAAACUGCAAUUUUAGAGAGAGAGAGAGAGUCGAUUGAAUUCUUAAGUCUCUCGUCCUCGUAGAAUCCGGUUGUGAUCAGAGAAUCACCGUCGUCCUGGUCUCCUUUUGGCAAUUUGAUUGGUUUUUCUUUCGGGUUUCGAACUUUUUAAUUUUUUUUAACGGUAUGUUUUCGAUUUUCUCGGAUUCGGUCUGGUUAGGGAAGUGAGAUAGAUUUGUGUAUUGCGAAGAUAAUUCUAGGGUUUCGGGAGUUUCAGAGAGGUUGGCCUUCGGUUUCUUCUUGUGGGUUGUGCUGUUUUUCGUCUUCAGGUGUCUACGGUGUUGUUUGGUUGGACAGAAAGUGUUCAUUGCUCGUUGGAAAACUUUCUAGGAAUUCACGAAAGUUAUUGGGGUCCGUUAGAAAAUCGGUGGUCUAAGCUAGGAAGUGUUCAUUCUGGAGGGGGGGUUCCUUUCUCUCUGGAACUUCUCCUCCAAUGGCGUUUGGGUCUGAGAACGGGAGCGAGACUAAGAUGGAGGGUUGGUUGUAUAUAAUUAGUUCAAACCGAUUCAUAUUGCAAUUCUCGAGAAAACGCUACUUUGUUCUCGAAGAUCAUCUCCUGAAGAGUUUCAAGUCAGCUUCCGAUUCAAAAACUAAGGGUGCUGGAAGAAGUGCAGUUAUAGAUUCUUGUAUCCGGGUCAUUGACAACGGAAGGGAAAGUGUUCAUAGAAAAGUAUUCUUUAUAUUCACACUAUACAAUACUUCUAAUCACAAUGAUCAACUCAAGCUGGGAGCAAGCAGUCCUGAGGAAGCAGCCAAGUGGAUCAAUUCCAUUAAAGAUGCAACUUUAAAGGGUACACCUUUCCCGGGAGACGUUUUUAGUUGUUCCAGGAGCCGAUGGGAUUCAUUGAGGAAAUACAUAUUGAGUAGUUCAGUUCGGGACUAUCACUCAAAUUCUAUUGACUGGACGAUCCGUUCAUCUGCACGAGUGGACCCCAUUGCGAAUGAUGUUAUUGCUCCUUCCCCUUGGACUAUAUUCGGUUGUCAAAAUGGGCUUCGGCUUUUUAAAGAGGCAAAAGAGAGAGAUUCACAUGGAAGGUGGGAUGAUCAUCCAGCUAUCAUGGCUGUUGGGAUUGUUGAUGGAACAUCUGAAGCUAUUUUCGAAACACUUAUGUCUCUUGGAAACUCAAGAUCAGAAUGGGACUUCUGUUUUUACAAGGGCAGUGUGGUCGAGCAUCUUGAUGGCCAUACCGAUAUAAUUCACAAAAAGUUAUAUAGCGACUGGUUACCUUGGGGUAUGCAAAGAAGAGAUCUUUUGCUGCGUCGUUACUGGAGACGGGAAGACGAUGGAACUUAUGUUAUUCUCUACCAUUCUGUCUUUCACAAGAAGUGUCCGUCUCAGAAAGGCUAUAUCCGUGCGUGCCUUAAAAGUGGUGGUUAUGUGAUAUCUCCUGUUAAAAAUGGAAAGCAAUCAGUUGUGAAGCAUAUGCUUGCUGUUGAUUGGAAGUCCUGGAGAUCUUAUCUGAAACCGUCCUUAGCUAGAUCAAUAACUGUACGAAUGCUCGGAAGAAUUUCUGCCCUGAGAGAACUGUUCAGGGCAAAACACGGAAGCUUUCCUACUUCAGUUCUUUCAUCAGGUGAGUUAUCAAGAAGCUUAAGGUUGAACUCGAACCUAGAAGAUGGUGCCAUUGGUAGUUCUUCUCAUAAAGAGAGUGGAAGGUUUAAGGAGAUCACAAAUGAAGAGAUGGAUAAGCUUCCCUCAGAACACUCUAGCCUUGUGGACUUGAAUGAUUCCGCAGAUGAGUUUUUUGAUGUUCCUGAGCCAUCAGAUAAUGAUUAUUCUGAUGACAGCUGGACCUCAGAUUUCGAUUUGGAUACAUGCUGUCCGGAAUCCCAUCACCCAAAACUAACGGGCGCUGCGAGUUUAGUGAAAAAGUUGCAUGAUCUUGCUGUUCAGAAGAGAGGCUAUGUGGAACUGCAUGAAAUGACGAGGGAAGAGAGUAGUAUGCCUUGCUGCUAUGGCACCACCCUUCCGAAUGACCUGACUUGCAGUGUGCCUUGUAGUUGGACAGAAACUGACCCUUCAACUUUUCUUAUUCGAGGAAAUACUUAUCUUGAAGACAGGAAGAAGGUCAAGGCAAAGGGCACACUGCUGAAAAUGGUGGCAGCAGACUGGUUAAAGUCUGACAAACGGGAGGAUGAUCUCGGGAGCCAUCCAGGAGGCAUAGUCCAGAAAUAUGCUGCACAAGGUGGACCUGAGUUCUUCUUUAUAGUGAAUAUACAGGUUCCUGGUUCAACAACGUAUAGUCUCGUGCUUUAUUACAUGAUGAGCGCUCCCAUCGAAGAGCAUCCAUUGCUAUAUAGCUUUGUGAAUGGGGAUGAUGCAUACAGAAACUCUAGGUUCAAGCUCAUUCCUUACAUAUCCAAGGGCUCUUGGAUAGUUAAACAGAGUGUUGGAAAGAAAGCAUGCCUCAUUGGUCAGGCCUUGGAGUUGAAUUACUUUCGGGGCAAGAACUAUAUUGAGCUCGGGGUUGAUAUUGGAUCCUCAACUGUUGCAAGAGGAGUUGUGAGCCUUGUUCUUGGUUACCUGAACAAUCUCGUGAUUGAAAUGGCAUUCUUGGUACAGGCAAAUACCGAAGAGGAGCUCCCGGAGUAUCUUCUCGGGACUUGUCGAUUAAACCAUCUUGAUGCUUCCAAAUCAGUACCAAUUAAUCCGUAGAUUGAAUCUCCCUACCAAAUCCGAGCAAAAUCAAAGCUCGGUUUAGUAUUCUUUCGAUCUAUUGAGUACGAAAAUCGACUCUACCUUGUGGUUAUCGGUUUAGGUUAUGGCCAAGUAUAGAUCGUCAUUCUUCCACUUAGCACCCAAAACGCUUGUAAGUAAUAUAGGAACUCAGUUAUCGUACUCCGUUUUAUGACAUCUCCAUUGUAUGGCUCAUGCUUCUUCUUCGGGUUACCCUUCCAAAUCAGCCGGCUUACUUUGGUACACCGCAUCAA
Tarenaya hassleriana is the source of this 3022-nucleotide messenger RNA. RefSeq names its product protein ENHANCED DISEASE RESISTANCE 2-like. The record is from RefSeq and is a predicted model, not a curated record. Gene Ontology annotation, molecular function: lipid binding. The transcript has 22 exons. The coding region runs from base 525 to 2747 and encodes 740 amino acids. Lineage: Eukaryota; Viridiplantae; Streptophyta; Magnoliopsida; Brassicales; Cleomaceae.